GUUUACUUGGAGCGGCUCUGCAUGGCUGAGGAUGUAACCCAUACAGUACGUACCUUUCAGUGCAGGUUCAUCACCUCAGAGGGUGUCCUGUGGAACACAUCAGCAGUGGAAGGUUAAACACAAAGAGGGACAGUCUGGAAGCUGAGGGGGAGAAAAGAGCACAAGCAGGAGAUUUGGACUGGAUAGCAGACACUUAGGAAGAGGACCUGGAGUCUGAAGCGAAAGAAGAACUGACUGACAUACAGUACGUGUUUUGGAUAGCAGCUGGGGAUGAUAUGAUCUCUCAUGUGGAGGACACAGAGGCCAAUGAGCUUAUCAAUGAGCUUGUGAUCCUGACUGUGAAAGAACCAAGAACCACUGCCAUGACAAGCCAGAAUGCCUUCAUUUAAAGAAGCCAGCUGCAGUCUGGGACUUUAACCCUGAAACGCAGUGGAUCUCAGGACUAAAGUGAGACGUGUGGACGUGGAUCCUGCUGCCUGUCAGCUCAGACCCGACGCCUGAUUUCAGUCCUAAUGCCUGGACUGUGUGACAUCAAGACACAAGAAGGAGAGAUCUUCAACAUGAACACAGACAGUGGAGGACAGAUCCGCAAAAGCGCCACGCUUUUACUCACUCUAACCCCCAUGAAGAGAAUCCAGAGCUCACCAAACCUAUGCACGCUCACAGACUCUGAAUCACAAUCCAACGAUUCAGAUUUGUGGAGGCCCAGCAGCAGCACCAGUGGUGGUCUGAGAAAUGGUGACCUGUGCUCUUCCUCUUUGGCAGCUAAAGGCUACAGAAGUGUCAGGCCCAACUUUCAGGAUAAAAAGUCUCCCACACCAGCACAAGAGCAUAGUGUCCAUUCCCACAGACUGCUGUCCACAGAGGACCAAAUCUCAUGCUCUUCACAAGCAGGGCAGUCCUACUUGCACCCUUCAUCUAGGGAGUUGGAGAGACGCGUAGCUUCCCUCUCCAUUCGCAUUAACCCUAUGCCACAGAUAUCCGGACGUCGCACACAGGCACUGUCUUUGAGACCCCCUACCCCUCCUAAAAGGAUGGACCUCCCGGAUAGCCACUCACGCCCCUGCCCUCCACUGCCAUCUGCAGCCCCUCCAGUGCCUGAGGUACCAGUCCUUCUUAAACAAACCUAUCCUGGAACAGCACUGACCUCACACUCACCCCCUAAUCGGCUCAGAUUCUCCCUCGAUUUCAUCAGCUCCAGAGCACCUGACCUUCACCCAGAGACCCCUUCUCCCGGCUUGGAGCUUCCACUGGGGCAGAGCCGCUGCUCUUCCCGCACUCAGAGCGAAGCAUCCACAGCGGUGCUGGAGGAGUUGAGGGCGUGUGGAGUUGGCCCAGAGGGUGGCUCUCGCACCCCUUCUCCAACCCUCAGCCAGAUGAGUGCGGUCACAGACAACAUGUGGUUACACUUCCCUGCAGCUAGCACCACUAAUGGCCAGAUGACUGUGAACGGGGGUCUGACUGUGCCAGCAAGUCCUCGUAGUCACCUCCAAAGACCCUUCUCUCCCUCAACAUACCCCCCUCCUCCUUCACUGAGUCCUAGUAUUACAGCCAUGCAGCACGUUAGAACCACUGCCUCCGAGUCUAGCACCCCAAUCUACGGCAACGUGGAUCCUCCUGCACGAGCACCACAUACUGACAGGAAAGAAACAACAGGGAAAGCUCCGCAAUAUACUGGCAUCGGUCCUGUGGAUGAGUCCGGGAUUCCCGUUGCCAUACGGACGACUGUUGACAGGCCAAAAGAUUGGUACAAGACCAUGUUCAAACAGAUUCAUGUGGUGCCUAAAUCAGAGAACGAGUGGUCUGGAUCCCGUACUGCCACAGACCCUGUUACAAGUACUGGUACAACUAUUUCCAAACAAGAUAAGCAUGCUGCCCCUAAUGCUGUUCAGGCCCAUCCUGCACCUAAAACCGACACCUACCGGCCCAUCACCAAGAGUGUCUCUGAUAAUGGCGUAUACGGUUUCAGGGUACCUGCUGCCUCAUCUCUCCCUUCUCCUCUGCCCACAUCAGCAUCCACACAGCAGAGAUCCAGUGAAAGGGAGGCACCACAGAGAGGCAGGAGCACACCUGACAUGAAUGAGUGGGGACCUCCUGAUAGAAAGGUUGACACACGGAAAUACAGAGCAGAGCCGAGGAGUAUUUUUGACUAUGAGCCGGGGAAAUCAUCUAUUUUAGAGCAAGAAAGAACGACAAGUAACCUAAGACCUGAGGACUUAGAUUUAGAGAAUGAGCCAUGGUAUAAGUUCUUUGCUGAACUGGAGUUUGGGCGGCCGCCUCCCAAAAAAUGUCUUGAUUACAAUCCAGAGAGCGCACCUCGAUUCUGCGCAGAGACCUCCCUUUAUCAGCCAUCCACAGGCCUUGAAAGGCCAUCAAGCUCUGCAAGUGAUAAUAAGAGGAGAAGGAAAUCUGAACCUGCAACAACUCAGCCCAGGGUUCAGAGCAGCGUGGGCACAGCACAAACGUCUAUGAGACCACCAGAGUUGCCCAAGAGCAGCAGCACUCAGAGGAAUCCCCUCACCAGCCCCGGUUCCCCUGCCGCCACCAGGACUAAAGGUGGGAAUGUGAGCUAUAUGCACACAGCACAUUUAAAUGGUCAAAAUCAAAACCAUGCUACCUCAGAAUCCACAUAUCAAAACAAAGAGCAAAAUGAGGACAGUGUUAUGGCUGACUCAGCUUUCUCAGAUGGGUUCUCCAGCCUCCCUGAAGGCUGGAAAAGAGCCCAAGAGAACCCAGAAGACUGGAUGAUCACAGAAGAGACCACGUCUAAGCUCAAAUCCUGGAGUUGUGAUGAUCUCCUGGCUGAGGGGAGGGGAAAAGAAGUGAAAACCCGUUCAGAAAGCAUCGGUUCAUUGUUGCACAACGGGGAAGUAGAGGCAUCACAAUGCAAUAACAUCAGAGAGUCUGAGGAUCUUAGGGAGAAGAUCAGGCACCGCUCAGCCCACGAUGCACCAGGCUUCCUCAAACUCUACAAGAAGAUGCAUCACAUCAACCGGCAAGAACUGAUAAACUCUACCGUGAUCUGCUCUGUGAAAGCUAGGAUCCAUAAGUAUGAGAGCGAACAGCGGAAGGACAGAUGCACUGGUAACAAGGGCUGUAACGAAGCGGUGCCUAGGAACAUGGUGCACAACAGGAUUUCUAAAUAUGAGAGUCUGAUCCAGAAAUCCAAAUCCAUGCCAAAUCUUGGAGAUGAGUGCCUGAUCAGGGGUUCUUUUAGGAGGAUCAGCAGCCCCAAGCGUAGCCUCUCUAUUGAGUCAUUACUGGAUGAAGAACCACCAGCCAGGAAUCCCCCUGAAGGACGGUCUCAAUACUCCAAGAUAAACACCCAUGUGCCAAUCCACAUCCAAGUCACCAGUGACCAAUUACAAAACUCUGCCAUGCACAACGACUACUCAGACAGUGAACAUGAUGCUGUAGUGUCUGAUCUUAGUGACUUCAUCCAGAUUGAGGGCUCAUCCUUCUGCAGCGAGAGGGAGUUUGACCUGUGUUCAUUUGCCUCAUCAGAGAGCUUCUGCGGAUCGGGGCACCAACAUCAUUAUCACAGGCAGCUUGUGAGCUCCUGCAAGGGCCGCUGCCCGGCUUCCUACACACGAUUCACCACUAUGAUCAAGCACGAGAGGGCCAAGCAGGACCGGAGGCAACAUUUGCGCGUAGAGGAAUCUGAGUUUGGCCUCAGCAAGCUUGCCUUCCUGGUCAGCCCAGUGCCUUUCCGCCGGAAGAACCUGUCACCUUUGAGUUUUUCCCAAAUACCAAACUCAAAGAGCUGCAUGUAUGAUGCUCUAGAUUCUGCCCUAAAAGACAUCUACGACCACAUCCGCACUGAGAAAUGCAGGGGUAGCCUGCCGGACAACACCAUCCUCCAUAGGUUGCUGGUGGAGUUGCUUCCCGACAUUCCUGAGAGGAAUUCCUCUCUGCACGUGCUUGGGAGAGGCAGCCCUACAAUUCAACUUCGCUCUUACCACCCACAGCCUGAUGGCAUGCCCAGCCAGGACACUCACCAACCCGAGUACUCACACCUGUCCCAUAGUGCCUCUCACAACCAUAUAGACAGCAACAACAACCAGAUGAACCGCAACUCUGAAUUCUGCUAUCAAGAUCAGGACACAUCCAGAGAAUACUCUUACCCUGAUGUGGGCAGCCACACACAGCAGAGCAGAAGACAAACCCCUGAAGUCAGAGAGAAACUGCCAGCCAGAGCAAUAUAUGACUUCAAAGCGCAGACAGCGAAAGAGCUGACGUUUAAGAAAGGAGAGACGGUAUACAUCACUCGGCAGAUAGAUAAUAACUGGUAUGAGGGAGAAUAUCGUGGCCAUGUGGGCAUCUUCCCCAUCUCAUAUGUUGAGAAAAUCCCUCCUUCAGAGAGACAUCAGCCAGCGAGACCUCCUCCUCCAGCCCAAAGCAGAGAAAUUGGAGAAGCAAUUGCCCGCUACAACUUUAAUGCUGAUACUAAUGUGGAACUUUCAUUAAGAAAAGGCGAGCGCGUUAUUCUGGUGCGGCAGGUGGAUAAGAACUGGUUUGAGGGCAAGAUCCAAGGUACAAACAAACAAGGGAUUUUUCCAGUGUCUUAUGUGGACGUCGUUAAGAAGACCACAGUACAAAGUACUGGUCAGCCUCCUGGGCCCAAUAUACCCACCAACUACUCCAGUGACAGACUGAACAGUAGGCUGUCAUCUGCACGUACCCUCUACAACUCUCCAUCCCCAACUGUCCGUCCAUUCUCCUCAUCCUCUCCUAGUCCACAAAGAGCCGCACACCUUCAGGCCAUCACCAGCGAGUGGUUGGCCCUCACUCUGGGUCUGUCUCCUUCAGGAACCCCUGCCCCUACACCUCCACCCUUCCCUUCCAAUUUCCAGCCAUACUAUGAAGUAUUGGACUCUGCCAUCUCCCCUUCUCCCGCGUCUUCCAUACUGAGCCGCUCUCCCGCCCUCACUCCUCGCAACUCCACUCCUGCGCUCAAAGAGGGCCACUUCAUUCCCAUCUCCUCCCCAAAGUCUUACAUGUCCCCCGAACCCAGCCUGUCUCCUCAACCUUAUCUAACCUCCACCUCCUUCACUCCUUCGCCCACAUCACCCUCAUUUGACGCCAGCCCCAGGUCUGGCAGUGUCAUAGAGAUCCUCUCCAGUCAAAAAUCAGAUUUACCCGAGAAGGAACUGCAGUUGUUCUCAGAUCACCAUUAUAAACCUGGCCAGACAGACCCCCUUAAAUUGCGUAGCCCUAUUGACUUGGUUGUUUUUGACGCCCACGAAUCCCCAUUGGAUAUUCUGUCACCAAAAGAACCCGAGGAUGAUAUAUGUGAGGAGUUAGUUUCAAUCAUUAAAGCCAGCCAAUCAAAGGGCACGUUCGUAGAAGAGGAGGGAUUUUAUUGCCAGGAACCAGAUAUAAUGGAAAAGCUACCCAGACUGUUUAUAGAGGAAGAGCCGAAAGAAGACAACAGCUUCUUAAAUGAACCCCUGACAUCAAAUACGUUUGCUCCAGUCCAACCUGCCCAGAGUGAGGGUUCAGAUAUUGAGAUAUCAUUGCAGUUCACACAGCCCUCAUCGGCUAAGUACUCUCCCCCUUCCCCGCGCUACACCCCCCCAUUGCCUGGGGUUUCACAGUCGCCCCCUCUCUCUGCCAAACUGUUCUCUCGACAGGACCUCCGCUCCCCAAAGGUCAAGUCUGUGUUAAGGCGUGAUGUUGUGGUUGUUGGUAAGCCCCCUCGUAGCCCUGUGAUGUCUAGGAGGUCCUGCGGAUCGCCUGUUAGAGGUCAAAACUUUUCACCAUCUCAUAGGUCCCAGAGACAAGCAUAUGUUCAUGAUCCGCUUCAAGGUGUUGGAGAAGCAUUUCAAGCCCUGUAUAACUACAUGCCACGAAAUGAAGAUGAGCUGGAACUGAAGGAGGGGGAUGUUGUUGACGUCAUGGAGAAGUGUGAUGAUGGAUGGUUUGUGGGAACGUGCAGGAGAACCAAAUUUUUCGGAACCUUUCCUGGGAACUAUGUGAAGCGGCUAUAAAUGGACACUUCUAAUACACAUCUCUGAUGGUCAUACAUAUACUGAGGAGAGAUGGACAAUGUCACCUACAGCUUCCUGCUGGAAAUAGCAUGACAUGUUCCAGUCAUCGACCUGUUGGACUGAUGGAAACAGAAGCCAAUGGCCUUGAAGGGGGUUAUUGCACCAUUCAUGUAAUUUGGCUUAAAUAUGUUGACACCAUUAUGUUAAUUAGGAAUUUCAGUAAAUGCUUUAAAACAUUUGGUUGCCUACAUUUUUCUCAUAGUUGAAAAAAUCAGUACGCUUACCGUCUAGUUAAGCUGAUGAAUUUUAACAAUAUGAGUUCUCAAGUGCCCUGUUUAUCUUCAUUGGGAGGGUGAAAUACAGGUGAGGAAUGAUCUACUUGUCUGGUGCCCUUCUGUACACUGGACCUGAUGUCUGAUCUGAUCUAGACCGUAUAGAUUGAACAGUAUUGCAGUGUCAUGUUUGCGUCAGGCAGUGGAUAUUAACCAUUCCUGCCAACAUGUAUGUUUUUAGUAUGAAAACUCUCUGGUUCAGAAGAAAGACCUCCGGUUUUUUAGGCCUCUAUGUUCUUCCUCCAGACAUUCCUUUAAGCAUUUGAAGGAUUUUACAGAUAAGAGAAAAAUAUUUUUUAUGUUUUUCAAUCUAAAGAGAGAAAGUUUUUAAGAAUGCAGUAUCCCUUACAAAAGGCGUUUUGGCAAAAGUGGGCAUGUUAAACCGUCGUAAACUGACUCUUAUUUAUGUCUCUACUGCCUAUAAUAAAUAUUUCUGUGUUGGGUGACCUUGCA
Messenger RNA from Rhinichthys klamathensis goyatoka, 6775 nucleotides. RefSeq names its product sorbin and SH3 domain containing 2b (gene sorbs2b). Lineage: Eukaryota; Metazoa; Chordata; Actinopteri; Cypriniformes; Leuciscidae. Gene Ontology annotation, molecular function: protein binding. Gene Ontology annotation, cellular component: plasma membrane. Bases 513 to 5990 code for a protein of 1825 amino acids. The record is from RefSeq and is a predicted model, not a curated record. The transcript is spliced from 30 exons.